AUGGAUGAUAUAAGAGGGGACAUUUUAGUUGAUGUGGGAUCUGGCCCCACUCUCUACCAGGUCAUGAGUGGUUGUGAGAGAUUUGAUCGUGUCAUCCUGUCCGAUUUUUUGGAAGUGAAUCGAAAAGUGCUGCAAAGCUGGCUACAGGAGGGAAAGAGCAGUAUAGACUGGACUGCUUACUUCAAGUAUGUGUGUGAACUGGAGGGUCGCAGUUCAUCGGCUUGGGCAGAAAAAGCAACACGUCUUCGCUCAGUUGUGUCUGAUGUGCUGCCAGUUGACGUACACCAGUCCUUUCCAUUAUCACCAGAGUUCUUGCCCCCUUCUGGAGCAGACUGUCUGGUGUCAUCUUUCUGCCUGGAGAGUGUAAGCCAUGACUUGCUUUCCUUCAACCAUGCCUUAGAACACAUCUCCAGCCUGCUUAAAAAAGGUGGUUACCUCCUGCUUAUUGGUGCCCUGGGAGAGAGCUUCUACAUGGGGGCACCAGGGCUGUACAUCCCUGUGGUCCCUCUGGAUGAGUCUCAGGUCUGUGCUAGCCUGAAGGCCAGUGGAUAUGAGCUGUUGCAGUUGUGUAUUUACCACCUGCCUCCAGACAUGAAGGUGGGAGUGGAUGAUGUCACUGGUGUGUUCUUUGCAAAAGCUAAGAAAACAUAA
This is a messenger RNA of Sinocyclocheilus rhinocerous, 651 nucleotides long. RefSeq names its product phenylethanolamine N-methyltransferase (gene pnmt). Gene Ontology annotation, molecular function: phenylethanolamine N-methyltransferase activity. NCBI's taxonomy places the organism in Eukaryota, Metazoa, Chordata, Actinopteri, Cypriniformes, Cyprinidae. The record is from RefSeq and is a predicted model, not a curated record. Bases 1 to 651 code for a protein of 216 amino acids. The transcript is spliced from 3 exons. Gene Ontology annotation, cellular component: cytosol.